AUGUCACCGCGCGAAGACUUGGUCUCCUCGGCCGUAGUGUUCCUGCAGGACCCGUCCGUCGCUUCAGCUCCCGUCGAGAAGCGAAUCGAAUUCCUCAAAUCCAAGAAUCUCACACAAGAAGAGAUCGAUCUCUCCUUGGCCCGAGCAGCAGGGGAUGCGGGCCAGCAGGUUCCAUCCCCGCAAAAUGCAUCCUACUAUCCUCCUGCUCGAGGGCCUCCAGGCCCGCGCUAUUCAUACCCAUACAACCCCUACGGAGAAUGGCAGCAACCUCCGCCGCCGGAACCGCCUCGACGGGAUUGGCGAGACUGGUUCAUUAUGGCGACUGUAGUUGGAGGAGCCAGCUACGGAUUGUACACCCUGGCCCAGAGAUACAUCAAACCGCUAAUAGCGCCGCCAACACCACCACAGCUGGAACAAGAUAAAGCCGCGAUCGACGAGCAGUUCAACAAAGCGUUCGCCUUGCUGGACACGCUGUCCUCGGAUACCACUGCUCUGAAAGAAGCCGAAGAAGCCCGCACCCAGCGCCUCGACAACGCAAUCACCGACAUUGAAACCAUUGUCGCGGAAUUGAAAGCCGCCAAUAUGCGCCGUGAAGACGACGCCCGCAGAAUGGAAACGGAGAUAAGAACCAUGAAGGACAGCCUCCCUCGAUCCAUUGACAGUGUCAGAGAGGCAAGCGAAAGACAGCUCAAAGAGCUGAGCACUGAAUUGGGCAGUUUAAAAGCGCUUAUGGGUAAUCGUCUCGGAAGCACCUCUUUUAGUCCUGCAGGACAGGGAAUUCCGAGGACUCAGCCAGGUACUUUCCCAGGAUCGGGUGCGUCAGCUUCAACAAGCGCAGCCGCGACACCGAGUACGGAGAAUGCCACAGGAAGCAGUGCUGCCAACCCGUCCAGACCGACGCCGAGCUACACCACCUCAGCAUCAGCAGUCCCUACGUCUUCUUCAGUGUCCACUUCCAGACCAACAUCAACCACUUCAUUCAGCGCCUCAAGCAACAAAGCAGCCAUUCCGGCAUGGCAGAUGGCAGCCGCAAACAAGGCCAAGGAUAUCAACGGGCCCAGUCCUGCAGCUGCGAGCCAUAACUCCAAUGUUCCGGUCACGAAUGGGGCUUCUCAGCAGGCGGAUGGUGCUGAAGCUGUCGCAGCACUUAAUGCGAGCUAG
Cladophialophora yegresii CBS 114405 is the source of this 1161-nucleotide messenger RNA. RefSeq lists its product as uncharacterized. Gene Ontology annotation, biological process: protein import into peroxisome matrix, docking. The coding region runs from base 1 to 1161 and encodes 386 amino acids. Gene Ontology annotation, cellular component: peroxisomal importomer complex; peroxisomal membrane. Gene Ontology annotation, molecular function: signaling receptor binding. The record is from RefSeq and is a predicted model, not a curated record. NCBI's taxonomy places the organism in Eukaryota, Fungi, Ascomycota, Eurotiomycetes, Chaetothyriales, Herpotrichiellaceae. The transcript has a single exon.